Molecule: messenger RNA, 1569 nt
Organism: Pseudonaja textilis
Lineage: Eukaryota; Metazoa; Chordata; Lepidosauria; Squamata; Elapidae
Product: caveolin-3-like
Biological process (GO): cell differentiation; regulation of cytosolic calcium ion concentration; caveola assembly
Cellular component (GO): focal adhesion; caveola; sarcolemma
Molecular function (GO): molecular adaptor activity; transmembrane transporter binding
Source: RefSeq, a predicted model, not a curated record
UAGGAAACAGUCCCAGAGCUAUGGCCCAACAAGAAGAACAAGAAGUAGUAGAUGUAAUUCUGGAGAAGAUCGACUCCCGGGACCCUCUCACCAAAGAGAUUGAUUUGGUGGAAAGAGACCCCAAGCAGAUCAACCAAGAGGUGGUCAAGGUAGACUUUGAAGAUGUAAUUGCUGAGCCAGAAGGCAUCCACAGCUUUGAUGGAGUGUGGAAGGCCAGCAACACCACCUUUACUGUCAGCAAGUACUGGUGCUACCGGAUUCUAUCGGGGGUGCUGGGCCUGCCCCUUGCCUUGCUCUGGGGCUUCCUCUUUGCCUGUGUUUCUUUCUGCCACAUCUGGGGGGCCAUGCCUUGCAUCAAGAGCUACUUCAUAGAGGUGCAGUGCUGUGGGCGCUGCUAUGCCUUGUGCAUCCGUACCUUCUGCGACCCUCUCUUUGAAGCAGUGGGAAAAGUUUGCAGCGAUGUCCGAGUGGCCCUGCGCAAGGAACAUGCAAAGGACUGAGGCCUCUCCUUUGGAUCAGGACAGGAUUCUGGCUUCUUUUUUCUUCCACUUGACCCACUCAGAUGGGACAAUAACUCAGUUGGAAUCCUGAGUCAAUCAACUGAUGGAGGCAGAAACAAUCUGGCUGAUGGAUCUUUAUCUGGAAUUUUUUGCCCCCAAGAAAUUCCUCCAUCUCUUUUUGAUUAAGGUGGGAAAAACAAAAACAAAACAAAAAAACCCUGUACUCUAAAUCAGUGUUCCUCAGCCUUGGCAGCCUUAAGAUAUCUAGAUCUCAAUUCCCAGAAUUCCCCAGCAAGGCAGCUGUACUCCAACUCCAAGAAUUCCACACAUCUUAAAGUUGCAAAGAUUGAGAAACACUGCUCUAAAUUCCCCCUCGUCUCUCUCCUUCUCUCUCUCUCUCUCUCUCUCUCUCACACACACACACACAGACGUAUCACAACAUAGUGGCAAGUUCUUCUGCACAAGUCCUCUUGUGAAAUAAGUAACUGUGCAGAACUGCUGUAAGAGUUUGUAUAGCAUGGCUAUACAAGCAGCAGAAUAGGAUAAUUUGCCAUGGCCAACUCACUGCAGCCAACUUGCCAUGGCCAAGCAUUUGACCUGUGGGUCAUUUCAACAUCAUAGCCUCCCUAUUCUGGCACCUUCUAGAUGUGCUACAAUUACAGUAUCCAGAAUCUUCCAGCAGCCUGGCUGCAGGAUGCUUUAAGUUGCCAUUCCACAGUACAUUGAGGCAGCCAAUGGGAUUAGAGCUAUCACACCAGGGAUACCUGGGAUGCAAAAUUCCAAAACUGCCUUAAAUUGGAACAAGAUGAUAGGAAGCCAUUUCAAAGAUGCUUUGAGUACAAGACUAAAAUCUGACAUUUCAAUCUCUCUCUCUGACACUCAGUACAUUACGGUUUCAGCCAACCCAUUUCAUGUCAUCACUGUGGUAGCUUUCUUUGUAAUCAGUUUGUGGACACAUUACUCAAUCAGUGCUGCUCUUUCUUAAACCUUAAUGCCAAUUUCUGCUUUGAACCCAACACUGACAAUUUUCUAAAAUUGAAAAAGAUAUUUUGCAUUUUAUGACAAUAAA